AUGUAUUCAACAGGCCGCUCACUGUCCUACAAACACGUCACACUAAUGCGCACAAGUAAUUGGGACAAGGAUCUUACCAUUGUCAAUGAAAACAUAAAUAUCCCCAGAAAAAGCAUGUCAGCGAUUGUCCUUCUAUUUACCAGUAAAGCGAGAACCAAUUCUGAAGAAUAUAUUUACCCAAACAUUGAUAAAGUGAACCUAACCAUUGAAGGUGUGCCCAAUGCAGUUUUUUCACAGGGGCUUCCUAAAAAUAGAUUCUUUGAGGAAGCUAAAAGUUUCUUUUGUCCUAUGUGUGAGAAAUCAAUGGCAGAUGAAUUUAUGUCUAUCAGCAGGUUCUUUAGUAGUGGUUUUGCUCUAGUAAUCGAUCUUAGAACGACUCAGGAUGAUACCACUGGAGGAGGAAGGAAGAUUGUCAACACGCAGUCUGGAGUACUUAUGGAAAUCAAGAAGCAAGCCACAACAGCUGACGUUCAGUGCAACAUUUUUGUUGUAUCGGAUGCCCUCCUUAACUUUGCGAAUAGAGAUCUAUCAAGUAUUCAAUAUUAG
Messenger RNA from Paramuricea clavata, 546 nucleotides. Lineage: Eukaryota; Metazoa; Cnidaria; Anthozoa; Malacalcyonacea; Plexauridae. The record is from the annotation of a GenBank genome assembly.